Messenger RNA from Carassius gibelio (silver crucian carp), 6996 nucleotides. RefSeq names its product rho guanine nucleotide exchange factor TIAM1-like. The transcript is spliced from 29 exons. Gene Ontology annotation, biological process: positive regulation of axonogenesis; small GTPase-mediated signal transduction; activation of GTPase activity. Bases 452 to 5221 code for a protein of 1589 amino acids. Gene Ontology annotation, cellular component: plasma membrane; cytosol; synapse. Gene Ontology annotation, molecular function: protein binding; guanyl-nucleotide exchange factor activity. Lineage: Eukaryota; Metazoa; Chordata; Actinopteri; Cypriniformes; Cyprinidae. The record is from RefSeq and is a predicted model, not a curated record.
AUCUCAAGCUGUUUCAGUUCCCGUCCAGUUCACGUGGGAGUCAGAAUGAGUUGGAGACAGAAUGUGGACGGCGAUGCAGGAAACAUGAGAUUUUAGAAAAAACGUGUGUCAUUGGGUCACAGGAUCGCCCCCUGGGAAGGGAAGACGUUUGUGCGGUUGUUGAGGUGUGGCGGCAGGCUUUGGGUUUACGUUGAUGCUUUUCAGGAGAAGACACGCUGCAGUUUCACGGCUUUAAAGACUCUGGAUAUCUGUCGAGAGGCAGAGAAAGCAGAUUAAACGGAUUCCUCACAUCUGAACAGCUCAGUCCUGUACGUGUCUUCGUCUGUCUUUCUCUGACUGGCUCUACUUGAACACUCAAAGAAGCUUAUUGACAGGUUUUGGAAGCUGAUCUGUAUGCAGAGGGAAAUCUACCAUGACUGUGAUGUCAUUGACACACCGCAGAUUCUGAACCAUGGGUAACACAGAAAGUCAUAGCGGCAGCCAUGGUUAUUAUGGAGAUGGCCAGCGACAUAUCUCCCGUAAGCACAUGUCCCGCUCGCUGCGCCUGUCCAGCAAGCAGACGUACUGUUCCCGCCGAACGCCGUCUGGAAAACCAGAGCAUCGCAACUCUGAGACCAGCACGCGCUCCAGCAGCACUCCCAGCAUCCCUCAGUCGCUGGCCGACCACGGCCUGGAGCCCUUCAAUGACUCGGACGUGCUGCCCGACUUCAGCAGCCCCAUAUGGGUGGACCGCGUGGCCAUGAACCUCAGACCCAUGUCCUUCCACAACCAUCCGGCCCAUUCGCCUGCCUCCACCGCCAAACAAGCCACGCAGGACGAGACCGAGCCGCUGGAGGGCACAACACUCGUCCAGUGCACUCGGGACUCCCAAGAGGCGUCCAGCUUUAAAAAGAAGCGCUCUAAGUCUGCGGACAUGUGUAGGGAGGAUUCGCUAGAGGUGUCCUUAUCUGACCUGAGCCAGGAGCACCUGACCAGCACGGAGGAGAUCGGAGACACGCCGGACGACUGUGAAAACAGUUUACAGUCGUCCGCUCAGGAGCUGCUGGAUUCAAACCGUGCCAGUUCUUUAGACGAGCUCUACGGACCCAAGAGCCCCGCCUGCAGGCCCACGCACGGACGCUACGCCAAAUGGCACAAGGGCGGCGCCACAAGCAGAGAAGGUGACGAGGAUAAGAUGAUCUCGCCCUGUGAAGACGACGGAGCCGCAUACGGCGCGUAUACUCUGCCCUGCCGCCGGUCUCACUGUCUGUCAGAGGGACCGACCAAUCAGCAAGGAGCUAUGCAAGGGAGGCGGGCACAAACCAUACAGGAUGUCACAGCGGGAGAUGGCAGUGAUUAUGAGGACAGCGGUAUCGAUGGGCUGACGGGGGACAGUGAGGCGUCUCAGCACCACGCUCGACGCUAUAAGACCAUGUCUGUGUCUUUCUCCGCUUACUCCACGUCAGCAGGGGGCGCCUUCGCCGGGAGCGACAGUGGGAGCAGCAGCGGGGCCGGAGCGGGACCCUCAGAUGGCACACAGGGCGUCUAUGAGAACUUCCGUCAGGAGCUGGAGCAGAGCGUGAGUCCGCUGGAGGUCCCCGAGGAGAGAAGCUCAGCGUUCAGCGACGAACAGAGCAGCGUGACCCUGAGCUCGGCUUAUCACACCGACCCUCUGCUGAACGUGGCCGCCGUGCAGGGAACCGUGCGCAAAGCCGGACGCCUCGCCGUCAAAAACUUCCUGGUGCAUAAAAAGAACAAGAAGGUGGAGCUCGCCCCUCGCCGCAAGUGGAAGAGCUACUGGGUGUCCCUCAAAGGGUGCACUCUGUUUUUCUAUGAGACGGAUGGCCGGUCAGGCAUCGAUCACAACAGCGUCCCUAAACAUGCCGUGUGGGCCGAGAACAGCAUCGUGCAGGCCGUCCCAGAACACCCCAAAAAAGAUUUUGUCUUCUGCCUGAGUAACUCGCUCGGAGACUCUUUUCUUUUUCAGACGUGCAGCCAGACUGAGCUUGAGAACUGGAUCACGGCCAUCCACUCAGCCUGCGCCGCGGCCGUCGCUCGUCAACACCACCGUGAAGAUACGGUGCGUCUGCUGCGGGCCGAGAUCCGAAAGAUGGAGCAGAAGAUCGACAUGGAUGAGAAGAUGAAGAAGAUGGGAGACAUGCAGCUCUCCGCUGUCACCGACGCCAAGAAGAGGAAGACCAUUCUGGAGCAGAUUUUCCUGUGGGAGCAGAAUUUAGAGCAGUUCCACAUGGAUCUCUUCCGUUUCCGCUGUUACCUGUCCAGCCUGCAGGGGGGCGAGCUUCCCAACCCCAAACGCCUGCUGGCCUUCGCCUCCCGUCCCACCAAACUGGCCAUGGGCCGACUGGGCAUUUUUUCAGUCUCUUCCUUCCAUGCACUGGUGGCAGCUCGCACUGAGAGUGGCGUGAGGCGUAGGACACAGGCGAUUUCGCGCUCCACUAGCAAACGCAAGAGUCGCUUCUCCUCACUGUGGGGUCUGGACACCCACUCCAAGAGAAAGAGUAAAGGGCAUCCCAGCAUCAGCCAGGUUUUUGCGGAAGGAGAUGAUCAAGUUCAACGUCCUCUUGAAGGCACGUUUGAGGGAUCCUCCUGUGAGAAGACGAAAGACACCAAGACCCCAGUGAAAGGUCUGCCAAGACCCAACACAGACCACGACAUCUGGUCCAGAGACCACCUCACUCCAUCAUGGGUGCUGCUGCCAAACGACCGGCCUGUGUUAGCCAUCAUCCAACCCGGAGAGUCGCCCCUCGACAUGCUGGAAUCCAUCUGCAAGGCUCACCAACUGGACCCCACUAAACACUACAUGCGGCUCAAGUUCCUCAUUGAGAACCAAGUGCAGUUUUAUAUCCCCAAACCGGAGGAGGAUAUUUAUGAUCUGCUGUAUAAGGAAAUCGAGCUGUACUGUAAGAUCAGGAAGAUCAUCCAGUUUGAUCGGGACGAGUCCUGCAUGAUCGGCUACGGUUUCUCUAUCUCUGUGGUGGAAGAGGACAGCGUUCAGCAGCUCUAUAUCACUGACGUGAGAGCUGGAGGACUAGCGUUCGCUAAAGGUCUGAACGCAGGAGAUGAGAUUCUGCAGCUGAACGGGAAGGACGCACACACUCUGACCUUCGCUGACAUGAAGGUGGCGUUCGCUCAGGUCUCUCUCUCUCUCACCGUCAACACGCUGCCCCCUGUUGACCGCCGACAGCUCUGCUUCCUGCCACCGAGACGCUCGGACGCUGUGGACAACAUCUACACAGACAUCUUCUCUCAGAGUCAGGAGGAGAUUCUUGACGAUGGAGUGGGUCUGAUCGUGGAGACUUCAGGAGACGGUUUAGACGACGACUUGGAGCUCUUCGCUGAGUUUGACGACUGCAACAGACACAGCAAACGCUCGUCGGACUCCAUCUACGACCUGCUGCACCUGAGUACGGAGCAGGUCGCAGCUUUCUGCCGCAGUCUGCACGAGAUGAAUCCCUCGUCUGAGUUCGUCUCUUCCUCGUCCGGACCGGAGUCUUCCUCACUUCCUCAGAGCAACGCCACUCCACGCCAGCUCUCCGAUGCCGACAAACUCCGCAAAGUCAUCUGUGAACUGGUGGAGACGGAGCGCACCUACGUCAAAGAUCUGAACUGUUUGAUCGGGCGAUAUUUAACCCCGCUGCAGAAGGAGUCUUUCCUCACUCAGGAUGAGCUGGACGUGCUGUUCGGAAACCUCCUGGAGAUGCUGGAGUUUCAGGUGGAGUUUCUGAAGACUCUGGAAGACGGAACCCGGCUGGUCCCAGACCUGGAGAAACUGGAGCGAGUGGAAGAGUUCAAGAAAAUCCUCUUUUCUCUGGGCGGCUCGUUCCUGUAUUACGCCGACCGCUUCAAGAUCUACAGCGCUUUCUGUGCCAGCCACACCAAAGUGCCCAAAGUGCUUGUCAAAGCAAAAACAGACGCGGCCUUCAAGGCGUUUCUGGACGAGCGUAACCCUAAACAGCAGCAUUCGUCCACGCUGGAGUCGUAUCUGAUCAAACCCAUCCAGAGAGUGCUGAAGUAUCCUCUUCUCCUGAGAGAGCUGCACUCGCUCACAGACCCCGACAGCGAGGAGCACUACCAUCUCAACGUUGCAAUGAAAGCCAUGAACACAGUGGCCAGUCACAUCAACGAGAUGCAGAAGAUCCACGAGGAGUUUGGAGCCGUCUUUGACCUCCUCAUCUCUGAACAGACCGGAGACAAGAAAGAGGUUGCAGACUUGUCUAUGGGAGAUUUACUCCUCCACACCAGUGUGACAUGGAUCAACCCGUCCUCCUCACUGGGAAAGUGCAAGAAAGAGCCACAGCUGGCCACAUUCGUGUUCAAAACCGCUGUAGUGUUCAUCUGUAAGGAUUACUCCAAGCAGAAGAAGAAAAUGAGUGGUUCUCACAGAGCAUCUGUCUCAGGUGAAGAGAAAGAUCCCUUCCGUUUCCGCCACAUGAUCCCCACUGAUGCACUUCAGGUGCGCACACUGUCCAAUACAGAUGGAGAGAGCGCAGCAGUGUGUGAGAUCGUCCAUGUGAAGUCUGAAUCAGAGGGAAGACCAGAGAGAGUGUUUCAGCUCUGCUGCAGCUCUCCAGAGAGUAAGAAAGACUUCUUGAAGACGGUUCACUCCAUCUUGAGAGAUAAACAGCGGCGUCAGCUGUUGAAGACGGAGAGUCUUCCUCUGAGUCAGCAGUACGUUCCCUUCGGAGGAAAGCGCCUGUGUGCGCUGAAAGGAGCCCGACCGGCCAUGAACAGAGCAGUGUCUGCCCCGACUCGUACUCUGGGCCGGAGGAAACUUGUGCGCAACCGCUUCACCAUCGACACAGACAUUGUUUUCGACACCGAGCCCGACAGCGACUCGCCAGACUCCCAGCAUGCUCAGCAGCAGGGCGUCGUUCCGGCGGGCGACACCGACCGCUGGGUGGAGGAACAGUUCGACCUUCAGCGCUACGAGGAGCAGGACGUGAAGGAAACGGACAUCCUGAGCGACGACGAUGAGUUCUGCCAGUCCGCUCUGAGCCCGUCCACCGAGCCGGACCUGGAGGGAGCGCUCUCCGCCCUCUCGCUGGAGGAGGAAGAGAAGAGCAAGAAGGACUACAAAUCCCAGCAUGCCAAGCUGUCUCACUUAGGGAAGCAGUGUGCUAUGUCAGUCGCCAGUGUGGAUGAGCAGGUGCCCGAUGAGGACAUCUGGGUGCGACGGGACGGCAGCACGGAGAACGACACACAGGACGAAACCCACAGCUGAAACACAUCAGGAGACGACCUCAAUUAAAGGAAUAGUUCACCCAAAAAUGAAAAUUUGCUGAAAGUUUACUCAUCCUCAGGCCAUCUGAGAUGUAGAUGAGUUUGUUUCUGCAUCAGAUUUGGAGAAAUGUAGCAUUGCAUCAGUGUCUCAUCAAUGGAUGCUCUGCAGUGAAUGGGUGCCGUCAGAAUGAGAGCUGAUAAAAACAUCACAGUAAUCCACAGCACUCCAGUCCAUCAGUUAACAUCUGAAGAAGAUAAUAUAAUAUAUAAUAUUUUUUCUCCAGUCAUCUGGUCUGACCCAGGAGAGAAAUCUGCACGGAUCAAACACAGAUUACAAGCCAAAAACAGUCCAAUACAAAUAUGUUUGGUGUGAGAAACAACAGAUUUUUUCACUGGAGGAUGUGUUAUUAUGGAUUGUAGACUCAUAUUUUAUCUUAAACUAAAACGCUUAAAUUAUAGAUUUGUUUCUUGCAAACAUGCAGCUUUUUGCUUCAUGAGAUGUUAACUGAUUAACUGGAGUACUGUUUGUUAUUAUCAGCUGUUAGGACUCUGACGGCACCCAUUCACUGCAGAGGAUCUACUGGUGAGCAAGUGAUGCAAUGCUACAUUUCUCCAAAUCUGAUGAAGAAACAAACUCAACUCAUCUGCAUCUUGGGUGACCUGACAAUGAGUAAAUGUUCAGCCAAUUUUCAUUUUUAGGGGACUGUUCCUUUAAAGCUUUUCAGCCGUUGCAUGACGACAGUUUCUCCACGCUAAUAUUCCCGAAUGUUAGACAUUCCUUUCCAAGUAGCUGUAAGAUAUGAUGCUUUAAACACUUUAGACGAGCUCUACAUGUGCGCUGUGGCCAAUCAGAAACCGCAGGAAACGUUGUGGUACAAUCAAAUAGAAUUAGAAUUGCACAUUCGCCGUUGGACCGCCAACGUCUGCCAAACAUUUCUGUUUCCUUCUUGACAUAUAUAGAUAUAUAUGUAUGUAUGUAUAUAUAAUAUGAUAUAUACAUAUUAUUUCCAAAAUAAGGGCUGUGAUUUAUUUAUUACGUCCUUCAGAUGUAAGAAGAAUGUCAGCCUGAUUAAAUAUCUCACUUUUUAAUUUGUUCGGCAUUGUCUCAUAUUUGUCAUGAGAGGCUGUAAUCGCCGUUUUUCCUUUGGGUUGUAAAUAUUUGUUUAUUUCUUUGUGAUUUAUCUGAAAUGUAAACACUGCGCACUAUUCUGACCUGAAAUCUACAUGUAAUUUGAAAUAUUCAUCCAGUAAUUGUGUGGAAUAUUGAUUUAGAUGUGCACAUCUCAGGUCAAAAUAAUGCUGAAUGUAUUUUGUGAUUCCUUUCAGAGCGGAGGAUAAUUUUUAUUUUUUUUUACAGCUCAUUCUAGGUCAGUUUGUCCUGUUUUACUUGAAUUUUGUUGAUAAAUGCAAUAUGAUUUUUAGCGGAUGGACUGUUCUGUUCUUGUUUAAAUGGCUUGUUGUGGUUCAGCUCUGCAUUAAGGACACAUUACGACCCUCGUUUUGAUGCUCACACUCACGAUUCACACUCGACCAUCCAAACCUUCAUGCAGACUAAAUGCAUACAGUGUAAGGUUUUUUAUUUUACAGUUAAAUUUGAGUUCAUGAUUUAAAAUUCCCAAAUUUGCUGAAUGCAAUCAAGUGAAGCCACUGGAAAAUAUUUUAGAUGAUGCUGAAUUCUAAUUGAAAACGUUCCCAUUGAGCUAUAGAGACUGCAUUUUUAUUUUGUAUAUAGAGCUGUGGAUUGAUAUUAUAUCAAAUAAACUGGUUUCGUACGUA